AUGGAGCUGGGGGGGCGGGGGGAGGAGAGGGGGCGACUCGGGGGUCCCCCCUCCCUCCUCCACCCCUCCUAUCCUCCCCCCACCCCGCAGAGCCUCUGGCCCCCUGGAGCCCGGGGCGACUGGCGGGAGGGCAGGCGAAGGGCUGCAGGGGAGGGAGGGAGGGAGCCGGCCGGGCCGGGCCGCGGAGCUGGAGCGGGCGGCGGCGGCGGCGGCGGCGGGAGGAGGCGGGAGGAGGGCGGGCGGCGGGGGGGGGCGAGGAGGCGGAGACUCUACAUGGGAAUCGGAUUCCGGCUACAAAUUCAAUUCAUCACCAGAAAACACCGCUUGGGCGGGGGCCGGGUCAGGCCGGCGGGGAGGCCACAGGCGGAGGCUCUGGGUCCCUGGGCGCGACUCGCGCGGGGCGGGGGUCUGCGGCCUCGUCUGCAGGGCCGAACCGCGCCUAAGGGACCCUGCCGCCGUCUCCCCGCCCCCUCCUUCCUCCCUCGUGGGGCUGUAGCUGAUCGGUUUUCGCCGCCGCCGCGGGGCUUGUUGUUGACUUUGAGGAAAACUCCUGACGUCAGGGGCUGGCUCUCGGCGACUGGCGGGAAAGGCUUCCCCGCGUCCCCGGGCCUGCCCGCCGCCUCCCUACCCGGCCCUAGUCCUCAGGCUUCCCCGUGCCCCCCAAACCCGCGGCGCCCGACGCCCCCUCUCCUCUCGCGAGAACAUCCCCCCAGCCAGCCAGCGCCGGGAGCGGGGGCAGUCAUUCCUGAGCGGGAAGUUCUGGGUUUCCCGUCGCCCGCGUGGCUCUCGGUGGACACCCGAGGCCUCGCUGUAGAAGGUCCCCUGGUGGAGGCGUCCUCUGCAUGCCCACCCGCCUUGGCUAGGGCUCCCGCAUCCAUGCCUAAGCAUCUCUGCGGCUCCCCAGGGCGAGUGGGCCGGGUGCCAGGCCACACCUGGAAGCCCCCUGGUGGGCGGGGCCCGCUGGGGGUAAAGGGCUCCACCCCCAGUAGUGUGGAGUGCGCAGGGCCUCGGAGCCUGGAAACAAGCCCCUCCCAGCGCAGCUGUCGCUGCCGCCUGCGGGCUCCUUUCACUUUCUCACGGCCAAGUCACCCAGAGGGGCGCCGCUGCCGCCACCGCCACUGCGCCCGAGGACUCCGCCCCGUGCCGAUUUGCUACCGGCCCCCGCCCGCCAGAGCCCCGCCCACCACAAUACUCUUUGCCUGUGAUUGGCACGAGCGGGCGGCAGCUCUGGCUCGCCUCUCCCAUUGGCUAGAAUACCCUGUCAGUCCAACUCUUGCCCACCGCCCCCUCCGCCCUCCUGAAAAGCCGUCCUCCUAUUGGGAGAGUCUGCGGGCUGGGGGCGGGCGGGGAGCGCCAGUCCUGCGGCUUUCGGUCAAUCGCAGACGCCCAUCGCAGGAGGGAGGGAGGCGGGGGAGGAGAGGGGCGGGCUAG
Molecule: messenger RNA, 1431 nt
Organism: Marmota flaviventris (yellow-bellied marmot)
Lineage: Eukaryota; Metazoa; Chordata; Mammalia; Rodentia; Sciuridae
Source: RefSeq, a predicted model, not a curated record